This is a messenger RNA of Sander lucioperca (pikeperch), 4202 nucleotides long. RefSeq names its product damage-specific DNA binding protein 1 (gene ddb1). Gene Ontology annotation, cellular component: site of double-strand break; nucleus. Gene Ontology annotation, biological process: DNA repair; proteasome-mediated ubiquitin-dependent protein catabolic process. Gene Ontology annotation, molecular function: nucleic acid binding; protein binding. The record is from RefSeq and is a predicted model, not a curated record. The transcript has 27 exons. Lineage: Eukaryota; Metazoa; Chordata; Actinopteri; Perciformes; Percidae. The coding region runs from base 158 to 3580 and encodes 1140 amino acids.
CGCUCUAACUCAGAGUAUCCGCUCUUUCGCUGCCGUUAUGCCCUAUGCCUAAACGGCUCAGCUAACUACUUCCGGAAGUUUUAUUAUCAAUGAUUUUGUCACUUGUGUUGGAUUAAAACACUACUCUGGUGUUUGUCUUUUGUUGUUGUCAAAAAAAAUGUCGUACAACUACGUGGUAACAGCUCAGAAACCUACGGCAGUCAAUGCCUGCAUCACAGGUCACUUCACCUCUGCUGAAGACCUCAAUCUGCUCAUAGCUAAAAACACACGGUUGGAGAUCUAUGUGGUGACAGCCGAGGGGCUGAGGCCCGUCAAGGAGGUGGGCAUGUAUGGAAAGAUUGCUGUCAUGGAGCUCUUCAGGCCAAAGGGUGAGAGCAAGGACCUGCUGUUCAUUCUCACGUCCAAGUACAACGCCUGCAUCCUCGAAUACAAACAGAACGGGGAGAGCAUUGACAUCAUCACUCGUGCCCACGGCAAUGUCCAGGAUCGUAUCGGGCGUCCAUCGGAAACGGGUAUUAUCGGAAUUGUAGACCCAGAGUGCCGUAUGAUUGGCCUGCGGCUGUAUGACGGGUUGUUCAAGGUGAUCCCAUUGGACCGGGACAACCGUGAGCUCAAGGCCUUUAACAUCAGACUGGAGGAGCUGCAGGUCAUCGAUGUUCACUUCCUGUAUGGCUGCCAGGCCCCAACCGUCUGCUUCAUCUACCAGGACCCCCAGGGACGCCAUGUGAAGACCUACGAGGUUUCUCUGAGGGAGAAGGAGUUCAACAAGGGCCCCUGGAAACAGGAGAAUGUGGAAGCUGAGGCAUCUAUGGUCAUCCCGGUGCCAGAGCCAUUUGGUGGAGCUAUAAUCAUAGGACAAGAGUCCAUCACCUACCACAAUGGAGAUAAAUACUUGGCCAUUGCACCACCUACUAUCAAGCAAAGCACCAUUGUCUGUCACAACCGGGUGGACCCCAAUGGCUCUCGCUACUUGCUGGGGGACAUGGAGGGACGUCUGUUUAUGCUGCUGUUGGAGAAGGAGGAGCUCAUGGAUGGCACAGUGGCGCUCAAAGACUUGCAUGUGGAGCUGCUCGGAGAGACAUCCAUUGCUGAGUGUUUGACCUACUUGGAUAACGGCGUGGUCUUUGUGGGCUCCAGACUGGGCGACUCCCAGUUAGUGAAGCUCAACGUGGACAGCAAUGAACAGGGCUCGUAUGUGGCGGUGAUGGAGACGUUCACCAACCUGGGGCCCAUCGUGGACAUGUGUGUGGUGGACCUGGAGAGGCAGGGCCAGGGCCAGCUGGUGACGUGCUCUGGUGCGUUCAAGGAGGGCUCCCUUCGGAUCAUUCGCAACGGCAUUGGGAUUCAUGAGCAUGCCAGCAUUGACCUUCCGGGAAUCAAAGGCUUGUGGCCGCUCCGCUCAGAGGCAGGCCGAGAGACAGAUGACAUGCUGGUGCUGUCUUUCGUGGGACAAACACGAGUGUUGAUGCUGAGUGGCGAGGAAGUCGAGGAGACUGAACUUCCCGGCUUUGUGGACAACCAGCAGACAUUUUACUGUGGCAACGUGGCUCACCAGCAACUCGUUCAAAUCACGUCGGGCUCUGUGCGCCUGGUGCUCCAGGAGAGCAAGGCAUUAGUGAGUGAAUGGAAGGAGCCACAGGGCAGGAACAUCAGCGUGGCUGCCUGUAACCACACUCAGGUGGUGCUCGCCGUGGGCCGAGCUCUCUACUACCUGCAGAUCCUGGCUGGAGAGCUCAAACAGAUCAGUACCACGGAGAUGGAGCACGAGGUGGCCUGCCUGGACAUCACACCUCUGGGGGAGGGUGGCGGUGAGUCACCACUCUGCGCUGUGGGACUCUGGACCGACAUCUCAGCCCGUGUGCUCAAAUUGCCCUGCUUUACAGCCCUGCACAAGGAAAUGCUCGGCGGAGAGAUCAUCCCUCGCUCCAUCCUAAUGACCACCUUCGAAGGCAGCUACUACCUGCUGUGUGCGCUGGGAGACGGAGCGCUCUUCUACUUUGGUCUGGACCUGCAGACUGGCGCCCUGAGCGAGCGUAAGAAGGUCACGCUCGGCACUCAGCCCACCGUGCUGAGGACCUUCAGGUCCCUGUCCACUUCCAACGUCUUCGCCUGCUCCGACCGACCCACUGUCAUCUACUCCUCCAACCACAAGCUGGUCUUCUCCAACGUCAACCUCAAGGAGGUCAACUAUAUGUGCCCACUCAACUCGGAGGGUUAUCCCGACAGCCUGGCUCUGGCCAACAACAGCACUCUGACCAUCGGUACCAUCGACGAGAUUCAGAAACUCCACAUUCGCACCGUUCCCCUCUAUGAGUCUCCCAGGCGGAUCUGCUACCAAGAGGUUUCCCAGUGUUUCGGGGUUCUAUCCAGCAGGGUGGAGAUUCAGGAUGUGAGCGGCACCACAUCUGCUGUGCGCCCCAGUGCCAGCACUCAGGCUCUCUCCAGCAGCGUGAGCUCCAGCAAGCUCUUCCCCAGCAGCACUUCUCCCCACGAGACCUCUUUUGGUGAGGAGGUGGAGGUUCACAGUCUGCUAGUCGUGGAUCAGCACACCUUUGAAGUCCUCCAUGCCCAUCAGUUCCUCCCCAGCGAGUACGCUCUCAGCAUGGUGUCAUGUCGUCUGGGAAAAGACCCGUCAGUGUAUUUUAUCGUCGGCACCGCCAUGGUGUACCCAGAGGAGGCUGAGCCCAAGCAGGGACGCAUCAUUGUCUUCCACUACACUGACGGUAAGCUGCAAACUGUGGCUGAGAAGGAGGUGAAAGGAGCUGUCUAUUCUAUGGUGGAGUUCAAUGGCAAACUGCUGGCCAGCAUCAAUAGCACAGUCCGUCUGUACGAGUGGACGGCUGAGAAGGAGCUGAGGACCGAGUGUAACCACUACAACAAUAUCAUGGCUCUUUACUUGAAGACCAAAGGAGAUUUCAUCCUGGUGGGAGACCUGAUGAGGUCCGUCCUGCUGCUGGCGUACAAACCCAUGGAGGGAAACUUUGAAGAGAUUGCACGUGACUUUAAUCCUAACUGGAUGAGUGCUGUGGAAAUCCUGGACGACGACAACUUCCUGGGGGCAGAGAAUGCAUUCAAUCUGUUUGUCUGCCAGAAGGACAGUGCGGCCACCACAGAUGAGGAGCGGCAGCACCUGCAGGAGGUGGGGGUCUUUCACCUCGGGGAGUUUGUAAAUGUCUUCUGCCACGGCUCGCUGGUGCUGCAGAACCUGGGCGAGAGCUCCACACCCACCCAGGGCUCUGUGCUCUUUGGCACGGUUAACGGCAUGAUUGGUCUGGUGACGUCCCUGUCUGAGGGCUGGUACAGCCUUCUCCUGGAUCUGCAGACCCGCCUCAACAAGGUCAUCAAGAGCGUGGGCAAGAUCGAGCACAGCUUCUGGAGAUCCUUCCACACGGAGCGUAAGACAGAGCAAGCCACAGGAUUCAUCGACGGGGAUCUGAUUGAGAGCUUCCUGGAUCUGGGUCGAGCCAAGAUGCAGGAGGUCGUCAGUACUCUACAGAUCGAUGACGGCAGCGGCAUGAAACGUGAAGCCACAGUAGACGAGGUAAUUAAGAUUGUGGAGGAGCUGACGAGGAUCCACUAACCCCGACCGGCAUCCGGACGCCCGCUGAGUGAGAGGAGCGUCCCGAGGAGGAGCGAUGGUCCAAACGCCGAGGAAGGGUUUUGGUUUUGCAGAUUUGUAAAUAAUUAUAAAUAAACAGUUUGUGCAUGUUCGUCCUUUAGACUUCAAUGAUUUGUCAACCGUUGAGGCCCUAAAGGUGCUGCACGAUGAGUGUAGCAUUCUUUAUUUAGACAAGAGUCUCUGGGCGAAGUGCGUAGCAUCCUGUUUGGACAAUAAAAAGACCAAAGUAAAGACAUUGGUCUGAGUGUGUUUGAGUGUGUGUGGGCAUGUGUGAUUGCGUCUGUGUGGAAUAACGUGUGACUAUAAAAAGGAAAAAAAAAAAAAAAAAAAAAGAGAGAUUUUCCUCACCAAAAACAUUCUCUGGGAUAUAUUUGUGACCGUUGCAGGCAGAUCGAAGCAGUAAGAAGAUCCUCUACACCCCACAGUUUAAAUGUGACUGGCUUACACUUUUCAAGUUUAUUAUUGAAGUCUGGAGUAAACACGCUGUAUGAAAAAGAAAAUGGGUAAAAUGAUAGAUUUAUAGCUAUUUUGUCUUUGUGAUGUUUUCUUUGUUUAUUCUAAUAAACUUUGCUUUAGUACUGUU